AGUCCCAAAUUGCUGCACAGGAUAAGUGCGCACCAUCGCGGGAAGUUACCAAAGUUCACCUGGAGUACACACCUAACGGACGUUCACCCCUAUUGUUUACCUUUCCGGCCUUAUCUAACGCCCUUGUCAUGUGCUUGUCAUAGUGCCUGUACCCGUGGGAGCAUGUAGGAAGGACAGGAAAGCUUUUCUGGACAUUUUGGGUAGCUGAAAGUAUGAGGUGUACUCUGAGGGUGGGGGUUGGAGUGACAGGGGUCUGCGGAGUUCUGCUACUCGGGUUGGGGAUAGGAGCGAUCUUUCUGUUCGACAGCUUGUUACGCGAUCAGAUUAAGAAGAAUGAGGUGAUUAAGAAGGGUUCGUACCUGUAUGACCAGUGGAGCGACAUCCCUGUCCCCAUCUUCAUGCAGUUCUGGGUCUGGGACUUACUCAACCCAGAGGAGGUCCUCAAGGGAGAAAAACCUGCUGUCAUACAGAAGGGACCAUACACUUACUCGGAGAGAGUAGUGAAGACAAACAUCACGUUUCACGACAAUGGAACUGUGUCAUAUCUCCAGCCAAGGACGUUCACCUUCCUCAGGAAUAUGUCAGUCGGACCAGAGAAUGACACUUUCACCUCAUUAAACAUUCCACUCGUUACCAUAGCAGAACUGAUCGAGAAUGAGAGAGACAUUGUAAAAGACCUGGUCUCUGUUAUCGAGCGGCUGGCCCAGGAGACACUCUUUAUGAAGCUGACUGUGGGAGGGCUGGUGUGGGGGUACAACGACUCGCUUCUCAUGGAUGUCAACAAACUGGUGCCUGGUCUGCUACCAUCGACAGAGUUUGGGCUGUUUAUGGGGCGUAAAACCAAUGGAACAGAUGGAGUCUACUCAGUUUUUACUGGGAACGGCGAUGUUACCAAAGUCAACAUCAUUGACACAUGGGAUGGACAAAAAUCCCUGAAUUACUGGAGUGAUGACCCUUACUGUAACAUGAUCAAUGGAACAGAUGGAAAUUUCUUUCCACCCUUCAUAACAAAAGAUAUGAGAGCUACCUUGUUUUCCACUGACAUUUGCAGGUCUGUUGAAGGAGAGUUUAUCCGAGAGAGCUCUGUUCGAGGAAUCCCCACGUACAGGUACGAGGCACCGGAGAGGCUGUUCCAGAGCGGUGACAUCAACCCUGCCAACAAGUGUUACUGUCAGAACCAGGCCUGUCUGCCUUCAGGACUGCUCAACAUCAGUAUAUGUAAACAAGGUGCUCCUGUCAUCAUGUCUUCACCACACUUCUACCUAGGAGACCCCAGUUUGGUAGAUUCCAUCAUAGGUAUGCACCCAGACCCCGAGCAGCACAAAGUGUACUUUGAAGUGGAACCGUUGACAGGGUUUCCUAUGAAUGUAGCCAAGCGCCUCCAAGUAAAUAUAUACCUCAGGAAAGUAGAACACAUUUCGCAAACUGGUAAUGUCAGGGAGAUGUUCUAUCCUAUACUGUGGCUUAAUGAGAGUACGUUUAUAGACCCAGUCAAUGCUGACAAGUUCAAGUCUCAAGUUACAAACAACAUCAAGCUGAUGUAUGGAGUUGAGUAUGGGAUGAUAGCCGUGGGCUGUGUGCUGCUGAUCAUGUUCAUCAUCCUCUUUGCUAGGCUCAGGAGGAGGCAGUCCAGCACCGUGCUUGGAACCUCGGAUGAGAGAACAAGUCUUCUGAAUGGAGACACUGUACAGUAAAGACUGUAGAACUACUGUAUGAGAUGAUAUUGUAGCCUGCCAACAGUAUAAUCACAGUUUAAAUGGGGCUGAAUAUUGCCAGGAUUUUCAUAAAGACAGUGUCUGCAUCUGUUGAAAUUUAAAGUGCUGAUAAGAUCAGGUGAAAAAUGUUCCAUCAUUCAGCAAGCCUUUGUUGCAGGUGAAUGGCGUAACUCAUCAUCUAGAUACUGUAUUUUUGGUACAUAAUUUUCUACAAUUUUUACGACCAUUUUUAACGCUGGUAUUCAAAGGUACUCAAAGGAUGAACUAUCAUGCAACAAUCAGAACAAAACAAGGUAUAUGCAAACCAGGCUCUUUCACUUUAACAUGACGAUAUUGGUCAAAAGUAAUGACAAACAAUUCUUCUUGUUGACACAAGCAUCAAAAUAUGCUUUGUGUUUUUUCAUGUCUAGCCCAAUUAAUUCUGAAUAUACUAGUAUUAUAGAUCUGUAACAUGUCAUUGUUGUGAGUAGAAAACUUUGCUGUACCUGGUAGAGCUGAGGUCAAAUGCUGCUGCUAAUCCCUUAUUCUAUUCAUAGUUUAUUUGCCAGAAGUGAUUUGUCUGAUAACUAAUUAAUGGAUGAGAAUUAUGGUUAGCUGCAUUUUGUGUUGUGAAACUGGAGAAUGCAGUGAAAAGCGAUUUUGCCUUUUUGCCACUGGAUGGUUGUAUGAAAAAUAUUUUGGAGCCUGAUUAGUUUUGUUUUUAAGACUGUAUAUGUGUACUAUUGUGCCAUGAAAUUUGACUGUUAUGCAUUUGAAAUCAGCAUAAAGGUCAUCAGUAUCCCUGGGACUGACCAAUGUGAUAUUAGUACAACUUGUUCAAGCCUUACAAUGCAUUGAGAAUAUUGAAUUCAUGUGUCUUUAGCAUGUGAUAAGAAAUAUGAGCCAUCUUUGGUCCUCUUUAGCUAAGAUCGCACAGAACGUUGUUCUAAUAAGUGCCUUAUGAUUAUGAAUGAACGUUUGUUUGAAUGACUUAUAUUUCAAUAAUUUCUGGGCCACUGCAUGGGUAGGUUCAGAAUGACAGCUGAAACAUAUCAUAGUAUUAUCAAUGGCCUUAGCUAUAAAAUAGCUACAUGUAGCUCUUACAGGACAUCAACAUAUUGCAAAUAACGUUACAUGACAUAGGAUUUCCAAACCUCCUUGUGAAGGUUGAGUUUAUCAUCUUCCUGCCAUGCUUGUUUUUGCCACCAACUUUUUUACUAGUUAUAGUGUUAAGUAUCAGUGAAAAUGUUCAAUUUUAGCAGUAUUUAGUAACAUAUCAACGCAUAUUGAUGUUAGAGUAUUGAAGGUUGAUUUGAUCAAGUCUAAAAUAUGAAGGAUGUUAAUUGACAAAAGUCAAGCAUUUGUAACAAUACUAAAGUGCAAUUAAAUCAUAUUACAAGCAAAA
This is a messenger RNA of Branchiostoma belcheri (Belcher's lancelet), 3099 nucleotides long. RefSeq names its product scavenger receptor class B member 1-like. The record is from RefSeq and is a predicted model, not a curated record. Bases 213 to 1694 code for a protein of 493 amino acids. Lineage: Eukaryota; Metazoa; Chordata; Leptocardii; Amphioxiformes; Branchiostomatidae. The transcript has 13 exons. Gene Ontology annotation, cellular component: cytoplasm; lysosome; membrane. Gene Ontology annotation, molecular function: scavenger receptor activity.